This is a messenger RNA of Hansenula anomala, 441 nucleotides long. RefSeq lists its product as uncharacterized. Bases 1 to 441 code for a protein of 146 amino acids. The transcript has a single exon. The record is from RefSeq and is a predicted model, not a curated record. NCBI's taxonomy places the organism in Eukaryota, Fungi, Ascomycota, Saccharomycetes, Phaffomycetales, Wickerhamomycetaceae.
AUGAUUAAAGAGUCAGUUUUAACAUUAUCUCAAGUAUUAAAUUCAUCACAUUCGAUAUUGAUUAAAUUUAUUGAAUUUAUUUCAAAAUGUCAAAUUGAUGAAAAUAUCACAAAAUUUUCUCCAAAUUCUUUUAGUGAAACAACAAUGAUCAUAAUCAAUUUUGAAGGUUAUGAACAAUUAUAUCAUGAAUUAUUUAAUGAUUUAUAUGAUUUGGAAGAAGUUUUAAAAGAUUUUAAAGAGUUGAUUAGAAAAGAAAGUCCAUGUUUUAAAGAAUAUACUCAAAAAUAUCAUGAACAUAGUUUAAAAGAUGAUGAGAUUGAUGAUGGGUUGUUCAGUCAGGAUGUUUUCACUGAGUUUGAUCAGGAUGAUUUUGAAAAAUUUUCUAAAAAGAGAAAAAUUAGAAUUGGUAUAGAGAAGAGAAAGUUGUUUAGUGAGUUUUAA